CCUCCGCUCGCCCCCUGGAGGGAGCAGACUGGCCGGGGAAGGGCUGACACCGGGAGGGAGAGAUGAGGCUGAGCUGAGCCGCACGAUGGAGAGCGCAUUGCUGUGCGAUGAUGAGAUCUUGCUGCGCACCGAGCAAGAGUUCCACAUCGCUGCAAAAACCAACAACAUCGAGAAGAUGCAGCUGCUGAUUGGAAGAGGGGUGAACGUCAGAGCGAAGAACAGUGUAGACAGGACAGCCUUACACUGGGCGGCUGGAGCGGGGCAAGAGCAAGCGCUCAGACUGCUGCUGGAACAUGACGUGCCCGUGGACGAGGACGACUGUUUUGGAAUGAAUGCUCUACUGCUGGGGGCGUGGUUUGGACACCUCAAAAUUCUGCAGAUCCUGGUCAAUGCCGGAGCCAAAAUCAGCUGUCAAAAUAAGAAUGGACUCAACCUGCUCCACUGUGCAGCGCAGAGAGGUCACAUCAAGGUCCUGGAGUUCAUCAUGGAGGAUCUGGAGAACAUCAAAGUAGACAAGGUGGACAAGUUUGGAAGAACGGCAUUUCACCUGGCAGCAGAACAUGGCCAGAUCGAGGUGGUGGAAUUCCUGAUCGGAUCCGGGUGUCAGCACAGCCUGAAGGACAAGGAGGACAACACGGCGCUCCAUCUGGCUGCUAAGAAUGGUCACACGGACGUCCUGCAGAAAAUUGUGGAAACCGGAGUGGAGCUGGAUGACCGCAAUCUGGAGGGAAAUACGGCGCUGCAUAUGGCUACAGAAGGAGGGCACUUUGACUGCAUUCGAAUUUUGCUUGAAGCCGGGAGUGAUCUCAACGUGCAGAACGAGAAAGGAAUGAAUUGCCUUCAUUAUUGCGCUUUCCAUGGACUGGAGGAAGUUGGGAGGAGCCUCAUUGAUGCCGGAAUUCAGAUCAAUGCAGUAAACAAUCAAAAGUCAAGUGCUCUGCACAUCGCAGUUCUGCAGAAUUUCCCAGCUAUGGUGAAGCUUCUCAUUGACUGUGAAUGUGACUUGGAUCUCACAGAUUACAGGUUGCAGACUCCUCUUCAUAUUGCGGCAGAACAUGGACGGCAGGACAUGGCGGAAAUGAUACUCAUUGCCGGUGUAAAUCUGAAGCUCCAGGACAAGCAAGGAAAAACCUCUCUUGACGUGGCUGCCCGAGGGAAUCACAUAAACCUGGCGGAUAUGAUCAUCAAGGCAGACAGAUUCUACAAAUGGGAGAAGGACAACAUGAACAGUGACUCUGACUCCUGGGUGGCCAGACACCUGACCUUCAAACAAGACCAUCGCCUAGAGACGCAACACAUCCGAUCCGUCAUCUGGAGGCUGGCAACCAAAUACCUAAAACCCAAUGAAUGGAAGAAGCUGGCGGCGUGCUGGAAGUUCACGGACGCGCACAACCGGGCAAUAGAGCAGCAAUGGACGGGAAACAAAAGCUACCGGGACCACGGGCACAGAAUGUUACUCAUCUGGCUGCACGGAGUGGUGAUGUCGGGAGAAAACCCAGUUAAAGGAUUGUUUGAGGGGCUGGUAGGCAUCGGGAGGAGAGACUUGGCAGAAAGCAUUCGGAAGCAAGCAAACGCCGAGGAUUCUUCCCAGAAGAAGUGCACGGCCAUGUGACCAGCAGUAUAGUGGGACUGACGUGACACGUGGAUGCGACCCCCCCCCCCCCCUCAGUCUGCAUCCCUCUUCCUGUACUACAGUCAGCAGUACUAUUACACUAAGGGCUGAUCCUCAUUCCAAAUACAAUUCCUGCUCACAGAACAUCACCGAGGGGAAUCUUCAGGCACAUCAUGACGGCGCGUCUUCUGGGCGUGUCCUAGGGCGCCUCCUGGGCGUCUUCUGGGCGUCUUCUGCACGUCUUCUGGGCGUGUCCUGGGCGUCUUCUGGGUGUGUCCUGGGCGUCUUAUGCACGUCUUCUGGGCAUGUUCUGGGCGUGUCAUGGGCGUCUUCUGGUCGCGUUCUGGUCGCGUUCUGGGCGUCUUCUGGUCGCGUUCUGGGCGUGUUCUGGGCGUGUUCUGGGCAUGUUCUGGGCGUGUCAUGGGCGUCUUCUGCACGUCUUCUGGACGGGUUCUGGGCAUGUCCUGGGCGUCUUCUGCACGUCUUCUGGGCGUGUUCUGGGCGUCUUCUGGGCAUUGUGGAGAAAUCUUAUUUAUAGCGAUGUUCUCGUGAGACGCGUUCAUUCACAUUGAUAUAUGCACACUUUGCUGAUUCUACAGCACAUUAAUGGUGCAAUUG
This is a messenger RNA of Rana temporaria (common frog), 2230 nucleotides long. It is a transcript of the gene ANKDD1A, whose product is annotated as ankyrin repeat and death domain containing 1A. Bases 86 to 1612 code for a protein of 508 amino acids. The transcript is spliced from 15 exons. Gene Ontology annotation, molecular function: protein binding. The record is from RefSeq and is a predicted model, not a curated record. Lineage: Eukaryota; Metazoa; Chordata; Amphibia; Anura; Ranidae. Gene Ontology annotation, biological process: signal transduction.